CAAAGAUCAGUGCUAGGACAGUGACCUGCCUGCUGCAAACAAGACCUUGCAGAGUAUAAAACCCCAGUGGCACAGUGGAGCAGGGGAUAGCCUGAGGCACGCUGAGGAGGAUGGAGGCCAACAUGAACCUCCUGCACGACGUGGGCAUCCGAACAACACACUGGCUGCAGCAGCGCUUCCAGGGCUCCCAGGACUGGUUCCUCUUCAUCUCUUAUGCUGCUGAUCUCAGGAAUGCUUUUUUUGUCCUCUUCCCCAUCUGGUUCCACUUCAGUGAAGCAGUGGGCAUCAGGCUCAUCUGGGUGGCUGUAAUCGGAGACUGGCUCAACCUCGUCUUCAAGUGGAUCCUCUUUGGGGAGAGACCAUACUGGUGGGUCCUUGACACAGACUAUUAUGGCAACAACUCUGCACCAGAGAUCCAGCAGUUCCCGCUCACCUGCGAGACUGGCCCCGGGAGCCCAUCUGGCCAUGCCAUGGGUGCAGCAGGCGUGUACUAUGUCAUGGUGACAGCCCUCCUCUCUGCUGCUGGGGGAAAGAAGCAGUCAAGGACUCUCAGAUACUGGAUGCUCUGGACAGUGCUUUGGAUUGGGUUCUGGGCAGUUCAGGUCUGUGUCUGCAUGUCCCGAGUCUUCAUUGCUGCUCACUUCCCCCAUCAGGUGAUUGCAGGAGUUUUCUCAGGGAUGGCUGUGGCCAAGACCUUCCAGCAUGUCCGCUGCAUCUACCAUGCCAGCUUCCUUCGGUACCUGGGCAUCACCCUCUUCCUCUUCAGCUUCACCCUGGGUUUCUACCUGCUGCUGUGGACAUUCGGUGUGGACCUGCUCUGGACGCUGGAGAAGGCACAGAAAUGGUGCAGCCACCCUGAGUGGGUCCACAUUGACACCACUCCCUUUGCCAGCCUUCUCCGUAACCUGGGCAUCCUCUUUGGGCUGGGGCUGGCCCUCAACUCCCACAUGUACCAGGAGAGCUCCCGGCUGAAGCAGGGCCAGCAGCUGCCCUUCCGCCUGGGCUGCAUCGCUGCCUCCCUCCUCAUCCUCCACAUCUUCGAUGCCUUCAAGCCACCCUCCCACAUGCAGCUGCUCUUCUACGCCCUCUCCUUCUGCAAGAGUGCGGCCGUGCCGCUGGCUACUGUCGGCCUCAUCCCCUACUGCCUCUCCCAGCUCCUGGGCACACAGGACAAAAAGGCUGCCUAAGGCAGGCAGACACCCCAGCCCUGGGCUCAGGGCAGCUACCAGGCCCUGGGUGCACCUCAGCCACUGUUUGCUUCCUGCUGCAUCUGCACAGGCUGACUCUGCUCUGGGAGCACACUAUGGAGG
This is a messenger RNA of Sturnus vulgaris (Common starling), 1310 nucleotides long. It is a transcript of the gene G6PC1, whose product is annotated as glucose-6-phosphatase catalytic subunit 1. Gene Ontology annotation, cellular component: membrane. The record is from RefSeq and is a predicted model, not a curated record. Gene Ontology annotation, biological process: glucose 6-phosphate metabolic process; gluconeogenesis. NCBI's taxonomy places the organism in Eukaryota, Metazoa, Chordata, Aves, Passeriformes, Sturnidae. Gene Ontology annotation, molecular function: glucose-6-phosphatase activity.